Molecule: messenger RNA, 2121 nt
Organism: Cucurbitaria berberidis CBS 394.84
Lineage: Eukaryota; Fungi; Ascomycota; Dothideomycetes; Pleosporales; Cucurbitariaceae
Product: translation initiation factor eIF-2B subunit epsilon
Exons: 4
Coding region: 1-2121 (706 amino acids)
Biological process (GO): biosynthetic process
Cellular component (GO): eukaryotic translation initiation factor 2B complex
Molecular function (GO): translation initiation factor binding; guanyl-nucleotide exchange factor activity; translation initiation factor activity
Source: RefSeq, a predicted model, not a curated record
AUGCCUCCCAAGGGGAAAAAGGGCCAGGACAAGCCCAAAUCGAACGAGGAGGAACGCGACGAGCCGCUUCAGGCUGUGAUACUUGCAGAUCCCUUCGAAACCCGCUUCAGUCCUUUCACACUCGAACACCCUAGGUGCUUGCUGCCCCUCGCCAAUACCCCACUCAUCGAGUAUACAUUCGAGUUUCUAGCCAACGCAGGCGUGGAAGAAGUCUUCGUAUACUGCGGCGCACAUCGCAAGGAAGUCGAAGAGCACAUUACACGUUCAAAAUGGGCUGCGCGAUCCUCUCCGUUCUCGAGGCUGGAGCUCAUCCAGUCAACGUCGCACUCAAUCGGCGAUGCAAUGCGAGAUUUGGAUAGCAGGAGUCUGCUCACCGGCGACUUCCUCAUGGUGUAUGGAGACGUGGUCAGCAAUCUGCCGCUGGAGUCUGCGCUUGCUGCACACAGGGAGCGUCGGGCCAAGGACAAGAAUGCAAUCAUGACGAUGGUGCUGCGGGAAGCUGGAAACACUCAUAGGACGAAAGCCAUAGGGACAAGCCCGGUCUUCGUCAUCGAUCCGACAAAGGACAGGUGCCUGCACUUCGAGCAGAUGCCGAACCGGGACCAGACGCACUACCUCUCCAUCGACCCAGAACUCCUAUCCACCCACCAGGAGCUCGAGGUGCGACAAGAUUUGAUCGACUGCGGGAUUGACAUCUGCACACCAGACGUGCUGGCGCUAUGGAGCGACAACUUCGACUUUCAAGCACCGCGAAAGGGCUUCCUGCACAGCGUGCUGAAGGACUACGAGCUCAACGGCAAGACUUUCCACACGCACAUUGUUGCAGAUCAUUAUGCGGCACGCGUGCGGAAUCUCCACGCAUACGAAUCGGUCAGCAAAGACAUUGUAUCACGCUGGGCAUAUCCGCUAUGUCCCGACAGCAACCUUAUUCAAGGACAAUCAUACCGGUUACAGAAAGGCAAUGUCUACAAAGAGGAGGGCGUUAUACUAGCACGCGACUGCGUCAUUGGUUCGAAGACGGUUAUUGGACGAGGGACCAGUAUUGGCGACAAGAGCGUUAUAACCAACAGCAUAAUUGGUCGGCACUGCCAAAUUGGCCGAAAUGUCAAGAUUGAUGGUGCCUAUUUGUGGGAUUAUGCCAGCGUAGGCGAUGGAAGUACCGUGACGCGAUCUAUAAUCGCGAAUGAGGCUGCGAUCGGGCGCAAGUGCACGAUCGAGGCAGGCGCGCUGAUCUCGUAUGGCGUCAGCAUCAGCGAAGGUGUGACGAUCCGCGGAGACCAUAGAAUUACGAGAGCGAAAAGACGGCGGGAGCUUGAUGAAGAUCUUUUCAGAGGUGAUGCGGAUCCUACAAUCGUUGGGCAGAAAGGUGAUGGGUUCGAGUUUCAAGAUUCGGACGAGGAAGACGAGGAUGAGCUUGUAGAUGGGCUCAUCUCCGCUGGGCCAAUGUACAACCUCUCCAACGAGUCAAUAUCGACUCUAAACUCCGACUCCGAAGCAGACGAUUUCGAGAUACGGCAUGACCGAUCCGCAACGAGUAGCUUUCUGUCAGUAGGUUCUGCAGACAGCCAGCAUGCCGCAAACUUCGAUCACGAUGCUUCAGCCAGCAUAUACGAUUCUCUAGUCGAAGGUCACGAGUCAGCAAAUAUUCAGCUGGAACUUACAGCACUUCGCAUGAGCACGAACGCAUCCGACCACCAAGUCCGCCGCGCAGUUGUUACUUCAUUUGUCAAGCGCAUCACGCAGCUUAUCAAGUCUGGUGAACCCGUUAAGAACGCAGUCACUCAAGUCUUAAGCCAACACAAGGAGCUCAUCGAUCGCGCCAUCUUCGACAAGAACGCGUCGAACAAGGCCGAUCAAGUCGACCUCAUGCUCUUGUUACAAGCGGAUCUUGGCCACAAGGACAAUGGCGAGAACAUCUUACUGAGUGCAGCAACGAAGUUAGUUGAGCUAGACGCGGUCGAGGAGGACGGUAUGCUGCAGUGGUGGGAGGACGAAAGGAGCGUGGAGAAUGAAGAGAUGACGAGGGUGAGGGAAAAGACGAAGGGUUUGAUUGACUUUUUGCAGCAGGAGAGUGAAGAGGAGAGCGAGGAAGAUAGCGAAGAGGACGGAGACUCUGAGUAG